AGGCAUGUGACUGCGCGCCUUCGAGAACCAUCAGGCAGAUGCGGAGAAAGCGAGAGAUGAAACGGCGAAGCAUCACUGGAAGUUAAUGUAACUUUAGCAGCCGAAUACGGGAACUUUGACGGACGUAGGCCUACUGCAUUGCUGAUUUAGGAUUGCCCGCGCGUAAAUAAACGCGAAUUAACAGCCGUGCAUUUUUAAAGGCUUCGACCAUGGAUGCAGGCGCACCUGGGAAAAAGAGGGUGAGUUCAGAGCGAAGGAAGGAGAAAUCUCGGGAUGCGGCGCGUUCUCGGAGAGGAAAGGAGUCAGAGGUGUUUUACGAGCUGGCCAAAGAACUGCCCCUCCCCCACAGUUUGACCUCCAACCUGGACAAGGCUUCAGUCAUGAGACUCGCGCUUAGUUACCUGCGCCUGCGUAAACUACUAGGCACAGGUGUAUUGAGUGUUGAAACUGAAUUGGAAUCUCAGUUGAACAGUUCGGUUCUGAAAGCUCUGGAUGGGUUUCUCAUGGUUCUGUCUGUUGAUGGUGACAUGGUUUACUUGUCAGAGAAUGUGACCAAGUGUCUUGGCCUUCCUCAGGUUGACCUUACUGGACACAGUGUGUUUGAGUUUACUCAUCCCUGUGAUCAUGAGGAGCUCAGAGAGAUGCUAGCUCACAGGAUAGGUUUAUCUAAGAAAGGGAAAGAGCAUCAAACAGAUAGAAAUUUUCUACUCAGGAUGAAAUGUACACUGACUAGCAGAGGGCGUACCGUCAAUGUCAAAUCUGCCUCCUGGAAGGUUCUGCGCUGCUCGGGCCACGUCCACAUAGCUGACACACUCGAGAAGGUUGUGUGUGAGGAAAUAAGUCUGUGUUCGACAUACCUGGUGGUGAUCUGUGAGUCUAUUCCUCACCCGGGCAACAUUGAGGCACCGCUGGAUUCUAGAACAUUCCUCAGCCGCCACACUUUGGAUAUGCGCUUCACCUACUGCGAUGAUAGGAUCACAGAUUUGUUGGGUUUCGAUCCAGGGGAUCUAUUGGAGCAUUCUGUCUACGAGUACUAUCACGCCCUGGAUUCCGAUCAAAUGACCAAAACGCAUCAAAACCUGUUUGUGAAGGGACAGGUAUGUACCGGGCAAUACCGUCUGUUGGCUAAAGCUGGAGGCUUCGCCUGGGCAGAAACUCAGGCCACAGUGAUUUAUAACAAUAAAAACAACCAGCCACAGUGUGUGGUCUGUGUCAACUAUAUCCUCAGUGGCAUUGAACAGCCCAAAGAAAUUCUGUCCCUCCAACAGAUCAACAGCACAAAAGUAAAACAGGAAGAGGAGGAAGUCAAUGCAGAAGUGACCCUGGUGGUACGGAAAAUGGAGAGUAAAAAGGGCGAUGAGGAAAAUAAGUCUUUGAACCAUAUUGAUCUGCAGCCUACAGUGCUAUAUGAGAACCUGAAGGGGGAGCCAGAGAUACUGACAACUGUACACCCUGCAACAGCAUGCGCUGUGCUCACGCUGGAUAUCAACAGCACAGAUUCAGCAACCUCUGUGCUGAAAGACAUUCCGCUCUACAAUGAUGUCAUGUUACCCUCAUCCAGUGUCAUGCUGCCCCUCUCACCUCUGUCUCCGUCCACUGAUGCACUGUGUUCCACCCUAGAUGACACCGACUCCUCAACUGGCCAUCUGGAGCCUGACUGUUUCCCUGUCCCACAGUCACCUGAUCUCCUCUUCGAUUCAGAAUUAAGAGACCAGCUAAAACCGGAUCAAGUGGAGAGACUCUUUUCCAUGGAUUUGGAUCCCAAGACAACCUUUAAUAUACAGCCAGUGGGUUUGGAUCUGGAUAUGUUGGCACCAUACAUUCCCAUGGAUGAUGACUUCCAGCUGCGGACUACAAAGUCAUUGUGUUCCAGCCCAAGUUUAGGGUUCGAGCUGCCCACCUUCAGCAGCACACAAACUGCCCCUUCUGUCCCAGAAGCCCUUGCAGAGCCAGUGUUCUCAGACACAUCUCAGCAGAACACUGGAACCUCCGAGAAGUACGGCAGCAGAGUAAUUAUUCAAGACAGUGAUAUUUCUUCUAAAUGUCAAACCAGCCAAAAGCUCAAGAGGAAUCUUGAGGCAAUAACUCUCUCUGAAGCAAUAAGACUGGGGUCUGUGAUGCAGGUUAUGGCUGAUAUACCUGAGAAAAAGAUCAAACUGUCAGACAUCUCACCAUCAGAGGGGCUCCAUCACACCACUAUACUGCUGCUGCCAUCUGAUGUUACAUGUUGGAUAAUGAGCAGAUCAUCAGAGGGCGGGGCCAUAUAUAUGCCCCUCCCACAGCUUAACCGUUAUGACUGUGAGGUUAAUGUACCUGUGAAGGCGACCUGCUUACAGGGGGAGGAGCUUUUGUGUGCCUUGGACCUAGUUAUAUGAAUAGCCAUACUUCUUUACAUGAUAUAUUUUGAAGCAAGCUUAAUCGUAAGUUUAUGUUUCUCAUAGACCAAACGUUUUCCCAUGAUGCGGGAGAAAUCAGUGGCAUUUAUGAUUGUAUCCGUUAUCAAUACAGUGAUGAGCCAUCAAAAGCACUGGGAUGAUUUCGCUUUUGAGUAGACCGAAAGACAUGCUGGACAUCGAUAAGAGACUUAUUGAUGCAUAUUAAUAAUUGAGGAAACAGGAAACACUUCUAAAGCAAAUAUUAGCUGCGCUCUGAUAGGUUAGAGCUAAACGCACAAAGAGAAUAUAUUGUACGUUGUAUAAGGUAUGUUGUAUUGUCACACAUCUUUGCGCACAAAUCACAUGGAUUACCAGCAGCUUCUUCAGAAAUGUUAUUUUAUUAGCCCUGCUGUUUUGAUAAUUCAUUUCAAGAAUGUCUAAAUGUGUCUUGUUUCUUCAUCCAGAGCUCUAUGUGUUCCUUAUAAUGCACAUGUAUUUGUGUGUAUAUGUUGUGAAUUGUCUAAAGUGGCAUUUAGUGUUAUUUGUUGUGUUAAAUAUACAGAGUUUAAAAAUGUGUGUGAAAGUAAUCUGCAUUUCAAGAGAGUGAACACAAUCAUAUGACAACUACCUUGAUGUUGAAACUAUUACUCAUUAUUAUUUUUGUUAUUGUUACUAGAGGUUCUAUGAAGAUAAAUCUAUAAAAAUAUCUAGGGCUUUAUAUGUAAAAUGUUCUUUUCUGUAUACUAUCGCUUUUCUGUGUUUAUAGUGAUUUUAGAGAAACAAGAUAUAGUGCAGCCUCUAGUGUCUGAGCUUUGUAACUAUUCUCGGUUUCUCACAUUUUUUUCAGUGCAGUGUCACGUUGUCUUCAGGAAUUUGUAAUGUCUAUAGAAAAUAAAUACAAAUUAAAAUGCUAA
This is a messenger RNA of Triplophysa dalaica, 3289 nucleotides long. It is a transcript of the gene hif1aa, whose product is annotated as hypoxia inducible factor 1 subunit alpha a. Gene Ontology annotation, biological process: cellular response to hypoxia; regulation of transcription by RNA polymerase II. The record is from RefSeq and is a predicted model, not a curated record. Gene Ontology annotation, molecular function: DNA-binding transcription factor activity, RNA polymerase II-specific; protein dimerization activity; RNA polymerase II transcription regulatory region sequence-specific DNA binding. NCBI's taxonomy places the organism in Eukaryota, Metazoa, Chordata, Actinopteri, Cypriniformes, Nemacheilidae.